AUGGCUCACAACGAUAUUGAGCCUGUCGCCAAACUAGGCCUCAGUCUUGCAAGCUCCCUACAAGUACACUCGGAAGCCAACAGAAGAGCCCGACAAAGGCUUCCCAAGUUAAUCAAUUUGAUCAACUCAACUGCUUUGACUUUGAUCAAAGUUGAUGAUGUGAUUCAAGAAAAUGCACUCACAAAGCUGUGCCUGGAAGACGUCACGCGCCUAACAGCCACAUGCGAAAAGGUCUACAUCGGUAUCUUGAUCAUGUUGGUGCGGCAGACAGAGAGUUUUGUCGGCGACAAGGAGAUCAAUGAGAUCCCACGGGAGGAGACAGGAAAGUAUCUGCAAUCCAUUGCUCACAUCAAUGUCUGGCGUUACGAGUCUUGGGAGUCGCUCGAGGUUCAACUCGGGUAUUUUCGGUAUCGCUUGACGCAGAUCAAGCUUGAACUCAUGCUGCGAUAUCUUCUGGGCAGUGUCGCCCAGCACCAGAUGCGGGCACAGACUCGUGUCCCAGGCAGCUUUGAGACCGAGAAUGCAAUCAGACAGCUUGCAGGACAAGUGGCCUAUAAGCGAGCAAGUCACUACAAAUUCUGGUCCAAGAAGGUGGACAAAUGGACCAUCAUCGCUCCGCCACUAGCUUCCAGCAAUGUUUCCACCACAGAUGUCAACAGCACUUGCAGUGUUUCAAGUACACCUACCAUCGCAGUUGACACCAAGAUUGAAGAGACCAAACCCGUUGAAACUAUUCCACCCGCUGAAACCCAGUCGCCAGAGCUGUCCAAGGACACCGAGGUUUUGGCUGAUACCACCGCAGAGACCACCAGCACACCAACACAAAAGGAUCAACAGCCGGCCAAAGAACCUGGCCCAAGUCUGCUGACUGCUACCAGAGACUGGAUCAAACGAAUCGUCAUGCCAGGAUCGCACGACGAAUGGAAGAAUCAAGACCUUGAGGUUUGGCAAAUUGAUCUUGCCGCCCAUUUCAACUGCGCCCCAACCAAGACAUUCAAGCGGCUUGAACUGGAUGACAAACAUGUCAGGUCCGCUCUCUCGAAGGCAACCUCCAAGUCCAGAUGGAGGAAGUGUCCAGGACUCCUCGAGCAAUACGACUCACUCGAUCAACGUGUCCGCCAACGAAUCGACGAUGGUAUCGAUGCCGCCAAGCAAUCGAGCUGUAGGGAACGUACUUGGAUCGCCAUGUCAACCGCCAGUCCUCCACUCAAAAACAGAUACGAGGCUGUUGUUCAGACUGAUGCUUCUAUCUGUCUUUUCUUCCGGCUCGGUGAUGAAGUAGAGCCAAUACACGUAGUUGAGCUACACACGGGUAAAAGGCUCACCUUCCCGUAUGCUUCUUGCAAGGAUCUAGAUUCACUGCGUAAAAGACUCUCUUGCCUCACCUUGGGAUAUCCCGCGUCAGCUAUUUUGAAAGACGGAAAGUAUAAUUUCUGCGCCGAGGACGGAACCGUCAUUUUACCUGAGUCGUGGGAAUCGCUACGCCGUCCUGGCAUGACACUGAACAUUCAGAACUAUGGCACACCAAUACCACCAGUAUUCGGUGGGCCAACGCCCUUCAAUCGUCGUCCGGGUAUGAUGCCACCUGGGCCUUCGAAUGUUGUUACUGUUGGCCCUCCUUGUACAAGCACUACCACCUCCAGCAGCUCAUCAACACGUUCUUAUACUUCCCUGACGAUGAAACAAGUCCACGGCGAGAUUGAGGAGAUGCUUCACCUUUCCGACUCAUGGUCUCCUGAUCCUAAUACAAUGGGCACUGGCUUGGGCAGACUUCUUGGCUUGUGGACUAAUGCUCUUGAUCCGCAUGUGAACGCUACAGAAGAUUCGGAUUCAGAGUGGAGUUGUUCAGCGAGUGACUCUGACUAUUGUAGCAACGGCAGUGUGAGCUCUUAA
Fusarium fujikuroi IMI 58289 is the source of this 1893-nucleotide messenger RNA. RefSeq lists its product as uncharacterized. The transcript has 4 exons. NCBI's taxonomy places the organism in Eukaryota, Fungi, Ascomycota, Sordariomycetes, Hypocreales, Nectriaceae. Bases 1 to 1893 code for a protein of 630 amino acids. The record is from RefSeq and is a predicted model, not a curated record.